AUGAUCACUCAAGCGCUAAUAGUAAGGGAGAGAGUACUGGGACCGAAUGACGAUCGGACACUGUUGAGCGUUGAGAUCCUAGCGGGGGUCCUUUCAAGUCAGGGAAAUCACAGUGACGCAGUGAAACUGAACAGGCGAGCUUUGAAAGGAUUCAGGAAGACGCUGGGCUCACUGCAUCCUUUUACGCUUACAAGCAUCAGUAACUUAGCCUUGGUGUUACAGCAUCUAGGCAGGUACGAAGAGUCGGAAGACCUGAACCGUUUGGCACUCAGAGGAAGUAAGAUGCUGGGAUCAUGCCACGCAGACACUCUGACAAGCAUGAGUAAUCUGGCACUAGUACUGCAGCACCAAGGCAAGUACAAGCAAGCAACAAAGCUGAACCAGCAAGCUCUAAGUGGCUUCCGAGAGACUCUUGGGAAGCGUCAUCCUUCCACGCUUGCUAGUAUGAGCAACUUGGCGCUAGUGCUUCAGUGUCAGGGCAGAUACGAGGAGUCUGAGGAGCUGGCAAGGCAAUCACUAGAAGGCAAAAUAGAAGAGCUUGGAUGGUAUCACCCUUCCACGCUUACGAGCAUGAACAACCUCACGCUGGUCCUGCAGCAUCAAGGCAAAUGCGAAGAGUUAUAG
This is a messenger RNA of Macroventuria anomochaeta, 624 nucleotides long. RefSeq names its product Kif17 kinesin. Gene Ontology annotation, biological process: microtubule-based movement. Bases 1 to 624 code for a protein of 207 amino acids. The record is from RefSeq and is a predicted model, not a curated record. Gene Ontology annotation, cellular component: kinesin complex; cytoplasm; membrane-bounded organelle. NCBI's taxonomy places the organism in Eukaryota, Fungi, Ascomycota, Dothideomycetes, Pleosporales, Didymellaceae. The transcript has a single exon. Gene Ontology annotation, molecular function: kinesin binding.